Bursaphelenchus xylophilus (pine wood nematode) is the source of this 4394-nucleotide messenger RNA. The record is from the annotation of a GenBank genome assembly. NCBI's taxonomy places the organism in Eukaryota, Metazoa, Nematoda, Chromadorea, Rhabditida, Aphelenchoididae.
AUGAGUGGGUGUUCUACAGUAGUGACUCUACUGUUAAUGGUUUUUGGAAGCUGGGGAAAGCCAGUUCCUGCUGAUGAUUCAAGUGCUGAAGCGGGAGUAAAAGUGAAUCAUCGGAGACUAAAUGCAACGGUGUACUCCAAAUUCUUCGAAGCCAGUCUGUUACGUGAGUUAGAGCGAGAAAUUUUCUCAAACAAGCUAAAUUUUUAGUGUACGCUCCAGACUCCUGGGUGACGGCGUAUCAGGCGGUAAGUAACGAUCACUACAAUUUAAAUACUUCUUCCUUGAUCCAUCUAAUUUUAUUCUUGUCUAAUUAUCUUCCAGAUCCCCGAAGAUGAAGUUGAAUGUCUCCUCAAACUGACCCAUGAUCCUUCAAAAUUCAAAGCCUUGAGGAACACUGCAGACAUUGAAUUAGUGAAGAAAUUGGUGGCCAAUGGAUGUCCCGAUGGAGCUCAGGCCAUUGGCAAAUUCUUCGAUGCUGCUUCAGCGAGCAUUCAAGCGCUACCUGAGGGUCUGGUUGAGGCGUUGGAAGCGGUAAGAAACCCUAUCCUUUUUUUUUUGAACGACUUAUAAGCAAAGCGCUCAAAAGAGGGACGAUUUCUGAAAGAAUUUGUCACCGAGAUUUGAAAAAAAAAUUGAGUCAUCUUUUUCAGUUCGCUGACAGUGCCAAACAAUUCCAAGACACGGUAAAGGAAGCGCAUCAAGCAGGCUCUCCCAUCUCGAAUAAGACCGUUGACGACUUCAAGAAUGCCUUUACGACUUUCUUAACUCAAUUCAGCGACCUUUCCGAUGCCGAUAAACAAAAAACAGCUGAUACUUUCCCCAAAUUGAAGGCCUUCGUUGUCGGAGACAACGCGAAACAAUUGGGAACUGACAUUUUGGGUUUGAUUUCAAAAAUCGGAGAUGAUUUUAAAGAGGCCGCACAAAAUCCUGAAGUUCAGGUGAGCUUUUGAAGUAAUUUUUAUGCUGUAGAACUACUUUUAGACAGCUCUUCAACAACUUCAGAGCACUUUUAAAACAGUGGUUCAAGAAUAUUUGGCGGAUAAUCAGAAGUAUGUGGAUGAAGCCUCGACUUUGAUCGGGCAUAAUAUCACCAGCGUGUUGAAGGAUGGGAAUAUUGGGAAAUUUGGGCAACAUCAUGGGUCAAGUGUGACGGUCGAUCCAGUUCCAGUGGUAAAAGAGUGUAAGUCAGAUUCGUUGUCACCUGAGUUUUGUAAAAAUUGUCAAGUCAGAUUUUUCGGUUUUAAAGGCGUAAGUCGUGGUUUCGCGAAGGAUCUGCGAGGCAUUUGGAGGGAAACGCAUCCUUGUUUAGAUCGGAAAUGUCCAAAAAAAACUUUUUUCGACUUUAUCAAAUUGUAUGAAUAAACAUAUAAGCUCCCGGAUUCCCCAGGAACAAUUCCAAAAAGUCCCACCGAACACAUCUAAAAGACGAUUCGGAACUCAAGCAUACCUUGAACUGGGAAUAAUAUUCCGAAUAGGCCCUCUCUCUUCCAGCACUCCAUUAUUUUCUUCGCCGGAAAAGAAACGGGUUCAUUUUUAUGCGAGAGAGCGUUUUUUCUCGUUUCUUUUCCACCAAAAGAUAUAACUUGACUCGAGUCAAGUCUUCCCCAAAGCUUUUUUUUAGGUCGUAGUUUAAAACGCGUUUUGCCACACUUUGGAGUUUAGCCUAACAGAGGGCGGACAUUGUUAUAAUCGUUAUCUCAGAAUUUAACCAAAAUCGGUCAACUUGAUCACCAUGGCAGGUAAAACAUUCGCUUUCUUUCUUUUUGCCCAAAAUUACCGUAUGACGGCAUACUGUAACAUUUUUUUUAAAAAAAGAUAUGGCCUAAUCAAGAAAACGAAGCUCUAUUUUAGCACAAAUCGAGUUCAGGUGUAUGUUUUCGACAACUAAGAAUAUUUUUGUAAUUAUGGCCAAAAGCUCAAAAUUACAUCUAAGCAAUGUUUCGCCUGCGGCAACAUACCAUUUCGGGCAUAAAAUUGGCUACUGUAACCAGAUGCACUUUUAAAUACGGUAAAAAGAAACUUCGACCUUCAUCCAAUAACCCAUAAAAAUUUCAAAAAAAUCAAAUAUACAACUUUUGAGAAAAUGGGCAUUCAAUAUCUCAUGUACAAGGUCAUCUGGGCCCGAAAAAAUCUGGCAUUCUUGGGAUUCCAACGGCAUGCACUUUUUCAAAGUUUCUAAUACAUUCUAAGGCUGAUUAAAGAUGAGAUGGCAAGUUUCAGGAGAAAAAAAUAUACAACUUUCGAGAAAUUGACCAAAAUACCUUAUUUUAGGUCAUCAGAACGCCGAAAAAGUCUGGCAUUCUUGGGAUUCCAACGGGAUGCACUUUUUCAAAGUUUCUAAUACAUUCUGAGGCUGAUUAAAGAUGAUAUGGCAAGUUUCAGGAGAAAAAAUAUACAACUUUUGAGAAAUUGACCAAAAUACCUUAUUUUAGGUCAUCAGAACGCCGAAAAAGUCUGGCAUUCUUGGGAUUCCAACGGGAUGCACUUUUUCAAAGUUUCUAAUACAUUCUGAGGCUGAAUAAAGAUGAUACGGCAAGUUUCAGGAGAAAAAAAUAUACAACUUUUGAGAAAUUGACCAAAAUACCUUAUUUUAGGGUCAUCAGAACGCCGAAAAAGUGUGGCAUUCUUGGGAUUCCAGGUUGUAGCACUUUUUGAUAGCCUCUAAUACAUUAUUAGCCUUGUAAACGAUGAUUAUGAAAAUUUCAGGCAAAAAAAAUGCACAACUUUCGAGAAAAUGACCAAAAGACCUUAUUUUAGGUCAUCAGAACCCCGAAAAAACUGGCAUUCUUGGGAUUUGAGGUUGUAGCACUUUUUGAUAGCCUCUAAUCUUUAAUCAGCCUCAGAAUGUAUUAGAAACUCUGAAAAAGUGCAUCCCGUUGGAAUCCUAAGAAUGACAGACUUUUUCGGCGUUCUGAUGACAUAAAAUAAGGUAUUUUGGUCAAUUUCUCGAAAGUUGUAUAUUUUUUCCUCCUGAAACUUGCCAUAUCAUCAUUAUUCAGCCUCAGAAUGUAUUAGAAACUCUGAAAAAGUGCAUCCCGUUGGAAUCCCAAGAAUGCCAGACUUUUUCGGCGUUCUGAUGACCUAAAAUAAGGUAUUUUGGUCAAUUUCUCAAAAGUUGUAUAUUUUUUCUCCUGAAACUUGCCGUAUCAUCUUUAUUCAGCCUCAGAAUGUAUUAGAAACUCUGAAAAAGUGCAUCCCGUUGGAAUCCCAAGAAUGCCAGACUUUUUCGGCGUUCUGAUGACCUAAAAUAAGGUAUUUUGGUCAAUUUCUCAAAAGUUGUAUAUUUUUUUCUCCUGAAACUUGCCGUAUCAUCUUUAUUCAGCCUCAGAAUGUAUUAGAAACUCUGAAAAAGUGCAUCCCGUUGAAAACCUAAGAAUGCCAGACUUUUUCGGCGUUCUGAUGACCUAAAAUAAGGUAUUUUGGUCAAUUUCUCAAAAGUUGUAUAUUUUUUUCUCCUGAAACUUGCCAUAUCAUCUUUAAUCAGCCUCAGAAUGUAUUAGAAACUUUGAAAAAGUGCAUCCCGUUGGAAUCCCAAGAAUGCCAGACUUUUUGGGCGUUCUGAUGACCUAAAAUAAGGUAUUUUGGUCAAUUUCUCGAAAGUUGUAUAUUUUUUUCUCCUGAAACUUGCCAUCUCAUCUUUAAUCAGCCUCAGAAUGUAUUAGAAACUUUGAAAAAGUGCAUCCCGUUGGAAUCCCAAGAAUGCCAGAUUUUUUCGGGCCCAGAUGACCUUGUACAUGAGAUAUUGAAUGCCCAUUUUCUCAAAAGUUGUACAUUUGAUUUUUUUGAAAUUUUUAUGGGUUGUUGGAUGAAGGUUGAAGUUUCUUUUUACCGUAUUUAAAAGUGCAUCUGGUUACAGUAGCCAAUUUUAUGCCCGAAAUGGUAUGUUACCGCAGGCGAAACAUUGCUUAGAUGUAAUUCUGAGCUUUUGGCCAUAAUUACAAAAAUGUUCUACAUGCUCGAAAACAUAAAGUGGUGGUUAGGUCUCACUAAAAUACCGCACCAUAUCUGCAGAAAAGGCAACUCUUUUCUCAGAAAGAAAGUUACAGUAAUCCACCAUAUAACGACUAUGGGCAAAAAAAAUCAAGCGAUUGCUCCAUACCGAUUGGUGAUUCGCUUAACCAAUUUUGGUUGAAUUCUGAGACAUCGACUCAACAAUGUCCGGGCCAAUCUACGAUUUGUAGUAAAACGCGUUUUAAUCAUAAACAUUUUUAGCCGAUGCUCUAACAAAUCCCUGGAGAAGUGGAGGUGAAUCAAUUGGAAAUCUCCCGGCGGCGGAAUCCUCUGAAUUACAGGCCAAUUCAGUCUCCGAUUCUUCGGCUUCGAAGGCUAAAGUUUCGGUGAAAGCAGAGCCUGAGGGCGUUUCGGCUAGUGGCAGCAUUACCCAUAAAAAAUAA